GCAUUGAGUAAGAAGAAGCUUAAAAACAAGAUUUAUUACAUACAAAACUUAUUUCAUUGUGUUGGAGUUUCAGUAGUCGUAAUAUUAUUAACAAAUUUUUAACAAAAGUUUUAUUUCUUUGAUGGGAAUGAUUUGUCGAUUGUGCUUGCAAAAUUUAACUCAGGAAAAUGCGAUAUAUUUAUUUGAGUCUCCUCAUACGGAAUCUAAAUUAAUUAAACUUAUAACAAAGUACUUCCACUUGGAGGUAGCGCAAGAUGAUCCGAUAUCGACUUCAUUGUGUGAAGAUUGUGGUGAUCAUUUGGAAGAAUUCCAUAAGUUUUGGAUAUUUGUGGAUUUAAAACAGAGCUCGUUGGGCAGUGAGUUCCUUGACGUAAAAUGUAACAAAGUAGAGGAUGUUACACCGGUAUUAAUCGAUGUUACGGGAGAAAAUAUUGAUAAUCAAGAAGAAAUACUCUUGGAUUUGAAGGAUAUAUCUGUCUCACAUGACAUGAACAUCUUCGAUUUAGCAACGACCUCCGAAAGUAUAAAUGUUAAGCCAGACAUCAAAUUUGAUUUAGACGAGGAAUGUGGAAAUGUCGUAGCAGAAGAUGAUUGGAGAAAUGACAACGAGUCGAUUGAAGAUGAUAUUCCAUUGAUAAAUUUGAAGGAAAAAAUUGAAACUAUUUCAAAGUCCACAAAAAGCAAUGUAACAAGUUAUGCUCGUGUUAAGAAAAUCAAACGGAAACUUAAAAACGUGGAUUUCCGUCCAGUAAAAAACGUAUUGAGGAAAGAAGCUUCGAAACUAAAUAAUGAAAUUAUUGGUAAUUUUAUGUUGCUGAACUGUGAUAUAUGCGGUUUAUGUGUUGAGACCUAUAAUGAUCUCCGUUUACAUUUCACACAAAUCCAUAAAAGCACAGCGUUUGUAAAGUGUUGUGGUAAAACAUUCCAGAAACCAAGUUUGCUAGCAGAGCACGUUCAGUGGCAUACAAACCCCAGUAAAUUUAAAUGUGAAGAUUGCGGGAAACAAUUGAAGUCAAGUAAAUGUUUGGCAAGCCACAUUAAAAUAAUUCAUUCUAAAAAGGAAGUUAAUCACGAAACUGUUUGCUGUCAUAUUUGUUCUAAAGUAUUUCGCGGGCAAAAAUGUCUCGACAAUCAUAUACGAAAACAUGAAGACAGUAGAGUAUAUAACUGCGAAAUAUGCACGAAAAGCUUUGGAACACCACAACGCUUGCGCAAACACAAAGAGGCCAUACACGAGGAUCUUCAUCGGCACAUAUGUGACGUAUGUGGUAAAGCAUUCAAGUUUAAGCCAUCUUUUGAACGUCAUGUACUUGAGCAUCAGGGAAUUAUAGAACCACCUGUACAAUGUGAUAUUUGCGGAGAAUGGUCAAAAAAUAAACACGUCCACCGAUUACACCAGUUCAAACACAAUAAUACCGACGCAGACUGUAAGUAUUGUGGACGCAAAUGUCGCUCACGCACCGCCUUAAGAGGUCAUAUUAAUUAUAUGCACAAGAAGAAAUACGAUUUACAAUGCAGCUUUUGCGACAAAACUUUUAAAGAGAGCAGAAACCUUGAAGAGCACAUGGCUACACACACGGGAGCGCAAUUGUACUCUUGUCCACACUGCUCAAAGGAAUGCCGCUCAAAAUCUAAUAUGUACGUUCAUAUAAAACGUAUGCAUGCAAACGAAUGGAUCCAAUCCAAAAUGGCGCGUUCAAAUGAUCCAAAUUUGAAGGCAACUCAAAACAACGUAAGCUGAAAUUACCUGCUCAUUGGAAAGCUGUUCGUAUUUAAAUAAAAUAAACCGUAGCUUAUUUAAAUAUAUAGUUGAUAAAGAAUA
Bactrocera neohumeralis is the source of this 1822-nucleotide messenger RNA. RefSeq names its product transcription factor grauzone-like. Lineage: Eukaryota; Metazoa; Arthropoda; Insecta; Diptera; Tephritidae. The record is from RefSeq and is a predicted model, not a curated record. The coding region runs from base 122 to 1741 and encodes 539 amino acids. Gene Ontology annotation, molecular function: RNA polymerase II transcription regulatory region sequence-specific DNA binding; DNA-binding transcription factor activity, RNA polymerase II-specific; zinc ion binding. Gene Ontology annotation, cellular component: nucleus. Gene Ontology annotation, biological process: regulation of transcription by RNA polymerase II. The transcript has 6 exons.